Tachyglossus aculeatus (Australian echidna) is the source of this 14820-nucleotide messenger RNA. It is a transcript of the gene ABCA13, whose product is annotated as ATP binding cassette subfamily A member 13. The transcript is spliced from 61 exons. The record is from RefSeq and is a predicted model, not a curated record. Gene Ontology annotation, molecular function: ABC-type transporter activity; lipid carrier activity; ATP binding. Lineage: Eukaryota; Metazoa; Chordata; Mammalia; Monotremata; Tachyglossidae. Gene Ontology annotation, biological process: lipid transport; transmembrane transport. Gene Ontology annotation, cellular component: intracellular membrane-bounded organelle; membrane. Bases 1 to 14820 code for a protein of 4939 amino acids.
AUGACCAGGAGUCGCUUGGAGUCCUGUCCAAAGGUCCUUUCAGUAUCUGAAUUUCUCUGGCCAUGCAUGCUAUUUCUCAUUCUGACUGUAAUCCGUUUCGAGGAACCGCCAAGAUACAGAGAGAAUUGUUAUUUGCAACCUCGUGAUUUGCCAAGCCAAGGUCUUUUUCUCUUUGCUCAAAGCCUUCUUUGUAAUACUGGCUCAAGAUGCAAGAACAGCAGUUACGCCGGUCCACAAAACAGCCACUUUCGGACUUCCAGAAACCAACCCGUUCAAGUCCCCAGCAUGAUGACGGGUGACCUCGCUUUUCUGAACGAGAUGCAAGACCUUACUCAGGGGGUUUCGGCAACGAUGGAAAAAGCUCUGACUUUGCGAAGGCUUUGGAUGGAAGAGUCAAAGUGGUCCAGCGUUAGUCUGGUUGCAGUAGAAACCUUGAAACCCUACUUUGAGUACCCUACUUCCCCUACUCCCGCGCAACCAGGAGCUGACUCUGGGAAGCUGUGGUCACUCAGGACCAGAGCCUGGAAGUUGUGGUUCCUCAGAACCAGGGGCUGGAAGCCACAGGCUCUGAGGACCAGGCCUGGAAGCUGUGCUCACUCAGGACAAGGGCCUGGAACCCGGGGCCCCUCAGGACCAGGGGCGGGAAGCCACAGAAGCCUUGGUGACCCUGAGCGCCAGAAUCGCUCACACCUGAAAUUACCGUCUGGGGCCCAAAUUGCUUUUUCACGGAGGAUCUUAAGUGAAGAAGUUUUGCGGAAAAGUGAAAAAAAAUUACUUGUAGAAAUGACAUUAUGUGUUAUUGCCGGAAAAGAUUACGGCACAUCAAUAACGUUCUGUUCUCAGUAUGCACCAAUGUAUUUUUCAAAAGUGCUUUUGAAGAGUGAAUCAGUGGGUUUUUCUGACAUAAAGCUGCCGGUGGAUCUCAAUAAAACUGAGGAAAUCAUUUCUGUUCUGGAAAACCUUCAUGACCAGCCCUAUAUUUGGAAUCUACUGCAUUCACUGUCAAAGCUCCAGACAAAAAACAUUAAUCUAGAAGAUGGGAUAUACAUUGCUAUUCAAUUCCUUCAGACAAUAACUAAUUCUCUAGCAACUCUAGAAGAGAUAUCUUGGCUGCCUCUAAACCAAACUAUUUCCCAAACCGUGAAAAUAGGCGUAAACAUGACCAUCACGGCACUGAACUUUCUACUGUCUAGGAGCAAGGAAGGGCCUGAGUACCAACUGUCCCUCAGGAAUAUGCUCUGGAAUGCUCAGGUAAUCAAAUCGCAGCUGAAAUCCCAAUUUGUUUUUGAUGAUUUUCUUACAGAGAACAUUCUGAAACAUAUCUAUGAGAUGUUUCAGCAGAGGCAAAAUGGUUUCCCGCCUCAGUUGCUUACUGGACUUGAACAAAGUUUAGUGAGCCUCAUGGAGCAGUACCCCAAGAAUAGUGAACCCUCACAUGUGGCUUCAGAUCUGCACACUACAGUUCACCUCUUGAAUGAAAGUUUGAGGCUCUUCUCACAUAAAAGGAACCGUGAUUCUUCAGUAACAGUUUUUCAAAUAUUUGAAGAACUGCAGUUUGCCUUGAGAAAUGAUGAGAAUUUAGCAGGAUUUAUAAGGACAACCUGUGAAAUAGCUAAUUACAUGAACAGCCGAGGACGUUUGUCAAAGGAUGGAUCCACACACUCAUUCAGUUUUAUUAGAUCUUCUUGUAGUUUUCUUCCCCAGAUUUUGGCCUUUCCCAAGGAUUCUCUUUGUUAUGGACAAGAACUGGAUUGGAAAGCUAUCGCUGAUAACUAUUUAGUAUUUCUGAAAAGCUUAUUCCACUCUCCAGUUACUUCAGUGACAAGGAUUUGGGCUUACACAAAGGAACGUUUGAAGAAGGAAAUACAUAAGCAGAAUUAUGAAGCUGAAAAGAUGACUUUUUAUCUAAGAUUUAUAGAUUUUUUGGAUGAGAUGUUUCUACCUGGUUCAUCUAAUUCGUAUGAAGGUCCUAAAUUUCCCAAUCUCUCAUAUCUCACAGACAUGAUCUUGAAUAAUACAUUCUUUAAGAGCCACGAUUCUGAAAUGUCAAGGGCUCAACAUUCUGCUCUUGAUACUCAGAGACUUUCUGAAGCUGUUAAAGCGAUGAUAGAGAAAACGUUUGCUAUGUUCUGGUCGAAGAAUGCAUCAGCAGCACUUUUGCAAAUAGAGGAAUUGAUCCUUAGUGAAAUUAACACAGGACUCCAAGAACUGUGGUUGUAUGACGUUCCAAAGGGAGAAAAAGAAAAGUUGGCCAUCUUGUCCAAAUUUUUAAAUUGGUCCAUUUCCCCAAAACAGAGUGGUCUUAACAAGGAUUUUGCAAAUUUCAGUGAAAAUAUUAUCAACAACCUCCACACUGCUGGAUUACUGAAGCAAGAACAAGUCACAGCAGCACUGAAUACAAUUUAUACUCUGAGAAAUGCAUCUACCUUCAUCUCAGUACCUGCUGCAUCUCAAAUUCAGGAAUUUCAAAAAAGAGUGACCCGUAUUUACCAAAAUACUUUUAAAGAUAAAGAUGCUGCUCGUCUUUUGCAAAUUUUUUCAUCCGUCUACCAAAAUGUCCAUAAGUUUUUCUCAAAUUUUAAGAGUAGAGACUUUUGGCUAAUAUUCCUGAAUCAAGUCUCAGAAGGCAUUUCAGAUCGUUUAGAAGAGUUUAAUUUCCAACACAUUAACAAAACGUUUGCAAUUGUAUCUGAAUCCGCAAGUCUCCUCCAUCAUCUCUCUGAAAAGUCUCUUUGUGAAAAACUAUUUUCAGUUUCUAAUUAUUUGGCAUUCGUAACACAUUCCCUGAUUCAGAAAGAAGGCCCCAAAAUGGAAAAAAUACACUUGCCAUUGAUGAUCCUGAAACAAAGGUUCAAAAUGAAUGAAAAUUUUCGGGUUUCUACGUUCUACUAUCUGAAACGGCUUUUUAAUUAUUCACUAGGAGGACUAGAGGACAAAUGCUUCGAUUUUGAAAAUGACAGGAUUCCUUAUGUGAAUUAUUCAAUUGAUUCAGAUAAUUCACUAAUUCAACACCUGGGCAACAUACUGUCAAAUUGGUCAGAUGGUGGUAGUAAAGUUAAUAGGUCUUUAGACCCACUUUGCACCAUCUCAUGGGUUCAGAUGUUAGGUGAUGUAUUGGAAGGCACAUCUCAAACCUUAAAAUUGGAAUUAAAGUUUAUCUCUUCUCUUCAGGUUGGACUAAGGGAACUCUCUGAAGGAUUAAAAUACAAAUUUAAUAUUUCAGAAAAAUGCGCGCUAAUUUUUCCCUACCAGGCUAGUACUCAUUUGGUUAUGAGUUUAUUAAAAAAUAUAACUCAGGCUAGCGCUAAUAGCAAUUGGAAUGAUUUUCAGGCUGUAAGUAGUCUUCUGGCUACAUUAGAAAAUGCAUUUGCUUCCUUGAGAUCAUUUAACACAGAAGGCUUCGAGAAAGCAUUUUUGAAUUUGGAAAACACAUUUCUCGAAUUAAAGGAAAUUCUGUUAAACAUUAAUAUUAGCAGGGAGUUUUUGGACUCUCUGUUUGAAGUGUUAAUUGAACUGAACCGUGCAAAAGAAUAUAUGGAUAGAAAUAUAAUCUUGAAAGCAUAUAAGUUUUCCAAAUCUUUACUAGGCUCUGGAGAAGAAAUUGAGACUGUUCUGACUGAACUAAGAGAGAUCAUGCAAUUCCUCAGAAAUGAAUCUCAUGAAAACUUAAUAUCUUGUGUCAGAAUUUUCACAAAUGUCACCAAAGAGCAUCCAUUGGCUGGAGGAAGUAUUUCCCAGGGCGUUUUGACUAAUUUAAAUUCCAUUUUCAAUUUAAACAAUAUUGUUAGUGAGCUAAAAAGUUGUAGCAGAUGGGUAGACAUAAUCAACAAUCUGAGAGAAAAAUGGAAUGCUAGUUCUCCACUCAUGGUCCAUGUCCAUGACAUUUUGGACUGGUUUACGUCUCUGGGAAGUGUCAGUGAUAGAGAAAAUGGAUUGAAGAACACAAUGAAAUUUGUAAAUUUGGCAUUAAGUAUUGCCACUCCUCUUUGCCCACUGGGAGAUUCCAAUAUGAACUGUGUAGCUUUUUACUUUGCAAAUGUAACAGAUCUUCUAAAAGACGUACUUACUCUUUUGUAUGAAAAAGAAAGAAUUCCAACCCUUGAGUUUAUUUCUACCCUUUUGAAUAAUUCAGGGGACCAAACUGAAGCAAUCAUCAACAAUUUAAUCAGAGACUUACAAUUCAUGUCUGAUUCAAACCAGAAACCUUUCACUAAAUUAAUUACAGGAACCAAAGUUAAGUCAAAUGAAUUCUCAAACCGAUUCCAAGAUUUGUGGGAACCUUCAUUGGCAUUCUUGAGAGAAAUUCAAAUGCUUAUGAAAAACCUUACAUUUCAAAUAUUACCAAACAACUCAUAUUCUGCCUCUGGAAGGCUUUUAAAAGUUUUUGCAACCUUUCCCAAAAAGGAAGGUGUAAAUCUAAGAGAUUCAAUACUGCACUUGGUUACUUACCUUGCAUUUAACAUGUCUCACAAUAAGCAGUAUUCUCCAAAUGCAACUCUCCAAACGGUUAAGAAAGCAGCAGGUUUUGAUAUUCAGGUAAUAAGGGACGUGAUCAACUUUUUAAUGCCUUCCAUUCUUCCAAACGUUCCUCAAGGGUCAGGAAACAUGCAGGUUUUAAAGACGAUCAAAACUCUGAUGCGUAACUUAAAAAAUAAAGACAUAGAACUUUUGAUGGAUCAAGUAGAACAACUGAGUGAAAGCAUGAAUUAUUUCUUUAAGAACAUCCAUACAGGGCAGAGUGGAAAUUCUAAGAUAAAUCUUCUUGUUAGGUUAAUGGAGUCAUUGGUAAACAGUUCACAUUCCUGGAGUAUUAGCCAUUUGUGGCAAUUUUCACGCCUAUUCCCCCCCAAAAUAGUUAAUUCUGUAAUAGAUGCAUACAAUAUGCUUCCUUAUGGAGUGAGCCUGCUAAAGAGACUGGCUCAUGGAAAUCUCACCGAGGCUCUGAAAGACCUCUACGAGUUCACCUUGUCUCAUGGGACAAACAUCUCCAUAGUCACAAAGGAAGACAUUGCCAACACAUUAAAAGACCUUCUAGAUAUUGCAGAACUAGUGAAGGAUAAGCCAAAUAUCUCAAUAGAAGCAUUAGUUUGUUUCCCCAUUAUAUGGUGCCAGAACCUUACAACUUCAAUAUCUCAUGAGAAUGCAUUACUGGAAGCUUGCAGUGUACACAGUUUUGGUGAUUUUUCUAUAUAUAGCAAAAUGGCUGGCGUACUUAAGCACCUCAGGUUGAUAUCUUUAGGAAAUGAUUUACAGUGCUCAAAUGACACCUUUAUGAUGGACAUAACUCAGAAAUGGAUUUGUUUCCUUCGUGAGUUUGAAGAAUGGAACUCUAUUUUUUUGAAGGUUUCUGAGGUGUUCCACAUCAAGUUCUCCAUUGUGAAAGAGCUCCAAGUGUUUUGGCAUAAAGUAGCAACUUAUGCCUUGCCUUCUGGAAGCCAAGGCAAAGAUAAUUACUCCAUUCAAUGCACUUCCUCACCAAUGAAGCAAAGUGCAUUUCAAUUCAUAGAAAACCUAACUAAUGUAAACCAAACAGAAAUUAUGAUAGCCAAAGAUCAUUUUGAACAGCUAAUAGACCUGGCCAAGGGGUUCUACCUGAAUGGAAGUGGAAACUUAUUAAUGCCAAGCAACCGUUUUACUUUGAAAAGCUUGGCAAAGUUUGUCUCUGGGGGCAUGGGUACAGAAAAUCUCUUUUCUUUUUUCCUGUCACUAGUGAGGCCUUUGAUGAUGAACUCUCCCAAUGGAAAUAAGGCUUAUGAUCUCUUAACAGCUCUGUCAAACUAUAGUAAGAACAGUGAUAUACUUGGUAAACUUGAAACCUUGGGGAACCAGUCAGAGAUUGUUGUGAAGGACAUCGUGAAGGACUUAAAUGUUAAACACCUACUCUCGAUGAUCAAAGAAGAAAUUAACUUAAUACAUGCUGUGGCUAUUCAGAACAUUAGCUUACCACUUGUACAGUUUUUGAGACAAUUGAAUUCAUCUCUGCCAUCAGUAAGAAUCUUUGAAGACUUUUUACUCACUAAUAGUGCCUGGCUACAUGAGUAUUUUAGUGGCAACUUCUCUCGAAUAAUACACACGUUGAUCCUUCUUAUGGCCAAUGAAAGUUCACCUAGUGAUACAGCUUGGAUGAUGAAAGGUAUUACAGAUUUUCUGGAACACUUCAAGAAUGUCUCUAGAGAAGUAAACAGUCCCUUCACAUUUCUUGCUCAUCUGCUAAGCCAGGAAAAAUGGAUUCGUUUCUCCCUCGCUCAUUUGCUUUUUGAGGGCAUCUUGUUUAAUGCAACCCUAGACAUUGCUGGCAGGUCUAAGGAAGCAGUCCAGCAUUUAAAUCAUAGUGACCUUCAAGUGAUGGACUUCAUUGAUCUGGUCUUUAAUUCUACACAGUUUGAAAACUAUGGGAAAAAUCUCUCUCUUUAUCCUAGUAGGGCAGAGGAAUUCAUAGAUCAGAUUUUGCAAAUGUUCUCCUCGUCUUCAUCAAAAGAAAAUUUCAGAAACAAAAUCAUUCUCCUGUUAAAAGACUUCCAUAAAGACAUAAUUGCAGAAAUGAGUAUUUUUCCCAAGGACAAGAUUGCAGAUAUUUUAAAGUUGGAUCCACUCAUUAACGUGAUGGAAGAAGAAAGCAGUAUGACAGGAAUUUUUUCUACUUUAAAGGAAAGAAUUUAUGACCUAAUCAAACAUGCAUUUUUAUUAGAGAAUGGGACAUUUCACUUUGACAGGCCACAAGAAUUGAAGUUUGUGAAGGAUGUAUUUAAUGUUCUUUUAAGAGAAAUCACUAUGAAUAAUAAGUCUGAAAGUCAUUUUGAAAUGGUUUCAAUUGCCAACCAGUUGCUGUCUAUGAUGAAUCACUCCAGAGACCUAUCCCAACUGAAUAAAGAUCUUAACAGGAGUCUAGUCCUUGUAAGGCAGGCUUCGGCAGAAUUAGAAAAUCUCCUGAACAUUAUUUUCAGAAAUAACAUGAAGGAUUUUCAGCUUUUGUAUCCAACCCUCCAAGAGACGGUACUUGCCAAAUUAACAGAGUUGUUGCGCUUAAGUGACAAAAAUUUUCUUCUGCGUAACAGAGAAGCAAUAGAAGUUACCUUGGACUUGCUACAUAUCAUCUCACAGACAAUUAGAGAACAUGAUUCCCCUGAACCUUUAUUCCAAAUAUCGAAUACUUUGAACACUUUAUUGCAGGACAUCGGUGAGUUUAGGGGGCUGGCUAAAUCGGUAGACAAGGUUAUUGAAUUUCUUAGACUUUCCAAAAUGUUUUCAGAAAGGUUAAUCAAUAUCUCAGAAACUCACUUCAGCUCCAAAAUGAAAGGCUAUUUCCAUUCCAUUGACAUUCUCUUUUCAGUGUUGCAAGAAGCCGUUCAUGGUGCAAUGAAUGAAUUAGUUACUACCAAGAAUCCAGAACAUUUACCCUCUCAUAAAGUUGAGGACCUGUUGAAGCUAUUUCUUAAUUUGACCUAUUGGACUAUCCAGAUGAAACCAUAUCGGUCAAAUGAAUCUGAAAUUGUAAAUAUGCCAGCCAGUUUCCUUAGAAAUCUAAGCCAAUCCAAGGACUUUUCCAGAAUUGUAGAAGAUAUUUCUGAAUUUUUAACCAGUGUGGAAAAUGAUUCUGUUGAUUUGGGAAAUUUUAUGGAAGCUAUGAUAAAUUCAACCCAAAAUUCACCCAGAGGCAUUGUCAGUUUAAUGCAUGAGGUUCUCAAUGGUUUGUUGCCAAUAAAUGAUUUAACUAGCAGUAUAAACUUACUGAAUUCCAAACUGAAUUCAACUCAUCACAAAAUCCAACAAACAAAAUGGGAAAUGAUUCAAGAAGCAAUUCAUUUUUUCAGUAAUUUAUUGUCACCAAAAAGCUCAGAAUCAGAAUUGUACUUGAAAAUGAUGGUUUUGAAAGCUUUCUCAAAAAAUUUACUAGAGAGUGGUUUGAAUGUAUCAGAUCAUUUGCGAACAUAUGCCCAGUUUCAAACCAAUUUUUCUCAAGUCACAGAAGCAGCUGAGAAUAUGUUUAGUUUGAUAAAACGUUUUGCUGGAAGAUUGGUAGGCGAGGCACUAUUUUUUGAUAACACUAACCUACAUAAUGCAAAUCACCAACAACUGGAAAGAAUAAUUGAGGUUGGACUAAGUGAAGUGGCCAUUUGGUUGAAGUGGUUGCCACUUCAGAUAAAUGAGAUGAAAACCGUAUUCAAACAAGUUUUGGACUCAUUUGGUAAUGCAACAAUCGGAGAAGGUGUUAUCUCAGAUUUAAUGAAAAACAUUGUACAACAGAUGCAAGAUUUUCCUCACACAUUCAGAUCUAAAUCACCUUACGGAAAAUAUUUGAAGGGAAUCAUUGAAUUGACUGAAGCCAGGCUAAAAGGCCCACUGGGAGAGAAAAGUGUCUUUGAAAUAUGUCAACUCUUCCAGCAUCACUUCAAGCCCUCUGAAAUCCAAAUACUGCAGAAGGUGAAGAUGACAUUUUUGAACAUAUUGUUGAUCCUAACAGAUGAGCCUACUUUUAUUAGAGACAGUAUGUGUGCUUUUAUGAGCUGUGAGGAGAAUUUAACAAGGCAGAUCCUCUUUCUGGUAAUUCGAGGAAUCAGUUUGGUAGCUGACCAUUACCAGGAGAUUAAAACAAUCUGGACCUCUCCCAUUCAUGGAAGCUGUGAAAGCUUUGUAGAUAUUAGCAGGAAGCUUUCCUUAGCCUUGCUGCACUGGAAGGGAAACUUGGGACACGCUUCGGGCAAAGAUUGUCAUUGUCGCCUGAUGUUACAGAACAUCCAACCGCACAUGCAGAAGUUGGCCAAAAGCCUUGAGGAACCUUUGUCUCGAAAUCCCACUGCAGCCUUCCUUAGCAAUUUCAGCAUUAUGGGUGAUGUGAAAUUAAAAGAUUGUGUGCAGAAUAUCACCACAUUUACACAAGAGCUUCUUUCUUCAACCAACCUCUCCAUCGAAGCCAUCAACAGCAUUUUAGAAGCAAAUAUCUCACAUUCAAGGUUUCUUUACAGUACUGUUGCAGUAGCUUUGGCUGGAAGAUGUGACGAAGAAGUUCUCAGUCUCCUGCUGACAUUUCCCACGGAAGUCAAAACUUCUCUUGCUGUGAAAGAACUCUGCACCUUGCCUCUGUUGGAUGUGUACAGACUUCUCAUAGUGAUUGGCCAGAAUCUAAAUUUACGUGCUUUCAUCUACAAAACUCAGAUACCUUCUGAAGCAGAUACCUUGCUUAAAUCCCUCUUGGAUGUGGUUUCCAGCAUCAGCUCCUUGCUUGGUAAAGUGCAACAUAUUCUCGAAUACCUUCCCGAAUUUCUUCAAAUCUUUAAAAACAUUGCCUUGUUUGAUAUUCCUGCUCUUCAACAGUUUCCACAGAGUGUCCAGUCUAGAAGUUCUAUCUUUGGUUCCCUUCAAUCAGUUAUGAAGAUGGUCUGUAAAGAUGAAGCUUCUUUCUUUAACAAUCCAAGUAUGUUCUUUAAUUUGCCCAAGAUUUCUGAUCUUGAGGAAGAGGAUAAGACAAAAUUCAACAUUCCCAAGGAUUCAACUCCAUUUUGCCUGAAGCUCUACCAGGAAAUAUUACAGUCUCCAAACGGGGCUGUGAUAUGGGCCUUCCUCAAACCUGUUUUACACGGGAAGAUCUUGUACACACCCAACAUUCCAGAGAUCAAUAAGGUGAUAGAAAUGGCUAAUUACACUUUUGCCUUUGUGGACAAGCUGAAGAGUUUUUCAGAAUUCUUGUUGAAAAUAUCUGAUAUGUUUAAAGGAAGUGAAAACAUCCAAAUGAUCAACCAGCUCCAGGAGGCCCUGAGGAACAGUUUUAUAAGAAACUAUGUGCAAAGUCAGUUGCAAAUUGAUGUGGAGAAACUCAUUGGAAAACUACAAAUAUAUGAGGAUACGGUGCAUAAGAUGUUGAACAGCUCAGUGGCUGAACAACUCCAUUUACUGGUUCGAGUUAUGGUAAAUAUGUCAUCGUGCGUACUUUUGGAUCGCUUCCAACCUCUGGAUUCUGUUGAAAUCCUGGAGAAGAAGGCUCGUGAACUCAUGCAACAAAACAAUUUCUUGGCUAGUAUUAUAUUCAACAGUUCUUUGAAUGAUGGGAAGUAUAAAGCAGAUUCUGCUCACCGCCUCCCACAUCACAUUGUCUAUACGAUUAGAACCAGCGUCUUGUAUAGUAUGAGAACAGAUGUGGUAAAAAACCCUCUGUGGAAAUUCCACCCCCAAACCCUGCCAGCUGAUGGAUUUAAAUAUAACCACAUCUUUGUCCCCCUCCAAGACAUGAUUGAAAGAGCCAUCAUUUUGGUGCAGACUGGACUCGAUGUGGUAGAACCAACCCUGCAAGCACAAGCGAUGCCCUAUCCGUGUCACACUAGUGACUUAUUCUUGAACAAUGUUGGUUUCUUUUUUCCACUGAUAAUGAUGCUAACGUGGAUGGUAUCCAUCGCCAGCACGGUUCGGAAGUUGGUUUACGAGAGAGAGAUUCGGCUGGAGGAGUUCAUGAGAAUUUCGGGAGUGCAUCCAGCUGUUCAUUUCCUAGCCUGGUUUCUAGAGAAUACCAUUAUGUUCACAAUAAGCAGCCUGGCUCUGGCCAUCAUCUUAAAAGCAAGUGGCAUCUUUGUACAUAGCAACGCCUGCAUCAUUUUCCUCUUCCUGCUGGAUUUUGGGAUUUCGGUUAUCAUGCUGAGUUACUUCCUAGGGGCAUUUUUCAAGAGCGCAAGUACAGCAGCUCUCUGGACAAGCCUUCUAUAUGUGAUCAGCUUCCUACCGUAUAUAGUGCUACUGGUUCUUCAGAAUCAAUUAAGCUUUGCUAUGCAGACCGUUCUGUGCUUUCUAUCUACAACUGCGUUUGGGCAAGGAGUGUUUUUCAUAACAUUUUUAGAAGGGCAAGAAACAGGGAUUCAGUGGAAUAAUAUAUACAAUCCUGUGGAAUUAGGAGGAGAUAUGACAUUUGGCUGGGCAUGCUGGAUGAUUCUCUUUGAUUCAACUGUGUAUUUUGUAUGUGGAUGGUACUUCAGUAAUUGCAUUCCUGGACCAUUUGGAAUAAACCAGCCAUGGUAUUUUCCAUUUACUCUGUCCUAUUGGCAGAACUUGUGUGUUCUGGAAAAGAAACAGCAACCCAGGGUACAUUCUGAUAUAUUCUUCCUCAAAGGACACUACAGAGAGAAAGGUUCUUCUUACAAAUUUCACCAAGGUUCACUGGAAAAACUUUCUGUAGGAGUUGCGCUGACUUCCGUCACAAAGAUGUAUAAUGACAACCGAAAGAUGGCAGUUAAAGACCUCACCCUCACAUUCUACAGAAAUCAAAUCACGGCGUUGUUGGGACCCAAUGGGACUGGAAAAACAACCAUCAUAUCCAUGUUAGCGGGACUCUACCCACCUACAUCGGGUGUCAUCACCAUUAAUGGAAAGGACACGGAGACAGAUCUUCCAGCUAUCAGAAUGGAGCUGGGAGUGUGCCUUCAGCAGGAUGUCCUGUUCGACAACCUCACUGUUCGAGAACACCUGGAGCUCUUUGCUACACUAAAGGCACCCCUCUGGACCAAGAAAAAAUUACAGCAGCAAGUCAACGAAGCCCUCAAAGAGUUAGAGUUAACCCACCAUCAGCACAAACCAACCAGAGCGCUCUCUGGGGGGAUGAAAAGAAAACUCUCAAUUGGCAUUUCUCUAAUUGGAAACUCGAAGAUCGUCGUACUGGAUGAGCCGACCAGUGGGGUGGAUCCUUGCUCACGCCGGGCCAUAUGGGAUAUUCUACUGAAGCAUCGCAAGGGCCGGACGCUCAUCUUCACCACCCAUCAUCUGGAUGAGGCAGAGGCACUCAGUGACCGAAUUGCCGUUCUCCAUCAUGGGAGGCUUCACUGCUGUGAUUCUCCCUCAUCCUUGAAGGAAACCUACGGCCACGGACUCAGUCUGACACUCACAAAACAACCAUCCACGUCGGAGAUCCAUGACACUCAGAAUGUGGCUCGCAUCACGUCUCUGAUACAGAUCUACAUUCCACAAGCAUUGCUCAAGGGAAAUAGCAGAAGUGAAUUGAUGUAUGCAAUUCCAAAAGAUGCCGAUCAGACUUGCUUUAAAGGACUAUUUCAGGCUCUGGAUCAAAACCUACAUCAUCUGCACGUAACUGGUUAUGGAAUUUCAGACACCACCUUAGAAGAGGUAUUUCUGAAGCUUCUGCAAGAUCCAGAGAUUACAUCACCUACUCCCACGACUGUGGACUUGGAUCCCCUCUUCAAGAGCAGCAUCGGACAGUCCUAUAGCAACAGUGACCUUUUCAUGAGGACGCAACCUCCUCCAGGGGAAUGUGUGCUUCUCAACCAGAUGGUUGCACUCCUGAGGAAACGGUUCCAUCACACAAGGAGGGGCUGGAAGGGCACCCUCUCAGACAUCGGUCUCCCCGUCCUCUUUGUCGCCCUGGCGAUGGCCUUGUUCAUGGUGAAACCCCUGGAGAUUGAAUAUCCCUCCCUCAGGUUGACCCCGGGGCACUAUGGAAGUGCAGAAACUUAUUUUUUUAGCAGUGAAAAUGAUGAUGUAGAUCUUUCCCGUGUGCUACUGAGACACUUUGGACCCCAGGAUCAGCUCUGUGCAUCUGUAAAACAAAAGAAAGAAAAUAUUUCAUGCUGGCAAACUGAUCCCAGUUCCCGUGAAGUGUUUCAGGAUUCAUGUGGAUGUUUGAAGUGUCCAAAUAACACUAUCAGCGUUCCCUAUCUGAAGAACAAUAGAGGACAUAAACUCUUAAACCUUUCAGCAGUCAAUGUGGAAGAAUAUGUGUUGAGACCUUCGAAAAAUCCAAGGCUUGGAGGCUGGUCUUUUGGGACAAAACCACCACAUUCAGGUCAAGAAGCAAUAUUUCAUGAAUCCAGAACGAAGAAACUGGCUAAGGUUUGGUACAACCAGAAGAGUUUUCAUUCACUCCCGUCUUACUUAAAUCACCUAAACAACCUCAUCCUGUGGCAACAUUUACCUCCUUCGGUGAAUUGGAGACAGUAUGGAAUAACCCUCUACAGCCACCCAUAUGGAGGGGCCUUACUUAAUGAGGACAAGAUAUUGGAGGGCAUCCGUCAAUGUGGCGUUGCACUCUGUAUCGUUCUGGGGGUCUCCAUCCUCACCGCUUCCAUCGGCAGCUCCAUCGUUCAAGACAGAGUGUCUGGGGCCAAAAGACUACAGCACAUUAGUGGACUAGGGUACAGGACCUACUGGUUUACUAAUUUCAUUUAUGACAUGCUAUUUUAUCUGGUUGCAGUUAGCCUGUGCAUUGGCGUUAUUGUUGCUUUCCAGCUAACAGCCUUCACUUUCCGAGAGAACUUAGCAGCCACCGCCCUCCUGCUGGCUCUUUUCGGAUAUGCAACGUUACCAUGGAUGUACCUAAUGUCCAGAAUCUUCUCAAGUUCCAAUGUAGCUUUCAUCUCUUACGUCUCCUUAAAUUUUAUCUUUGGACUUUGUACCAUGUUAAUGACUAUUAUGCCAAGACUAUUAGCUGUGAUCUCCAAAGCAGAGAAUUUGCAGCAGAUCUAUAGUGUUCUCAAAUGGGUCUUUACAAUUUUCCCUCAAUUCUGCCUGGGUCAGGGCUUGAUAGAACUCUGCUACAACCAGAUCAAGUUCGAUCUAACCCACGACUUUGGCAUUGACCCAUACGUCAGCCCCUUUGAGAUGAAUUUUCUGGGUUGGAUCUUCAUGGAAAUGGCACUACAGGGAACCAUCCUGCUCGCCCUUCGAUUUUUCCUACACUGGGAUCUGUUGCAGAAGCCAAGGGAUUCCACCUCCAUCAGCAGCAGCACCCUGGAUCCUGAGGAAGAUUUGGAUGUCAGAGUGGAACGUUUGCGGCUCCUUGGGGGCCAAACUGACAGGGAUGUUCUUCUGUUGUACCACUUGGAGAAAUGCUACCAACACUUCCACAAGAGAAGCACAGCUGUGAAAGAUAUUAGCUUGGGAAUACCAAGAGGAGAGUGCUUUGGGCUCCUGGGAAUGAAUGGAGCGGGAAAGAGCACAACAUUCAGGAUGCUAACCGGUGACAUCCCUCCAUCGGGAGGCCGAGCUGUUUUCAAGACUCCAACAGGAGAUGAGAUGGAUGUAUCCUCUGCCAAUGCUGCAGGCAUUCUGAUUGGCUACUGCCCACAGAAAGAUGCCCUGGAUGAGCUGCUGACGGGUUGGGAACACCUUUAUUAUUACUGCAGUCUGCGUGGGGUUCCAAAGCAAUAUAUCUAUCAGGUUGCCGGGGACCUCGUGUGUCGGCUGCACCUCGAUGGCCACAUGGACAACCCAGUGAAGACUUACAGUGGCGGCACCAAGAGAAAACUCUCCACUGCCUUGGCCUUAAUCGGGAAACCCCAAAUUCUCUUCCUGGAUGAACCCAGCUCCGGGUUGGAUCCAUGCUCUAAGCGGUACCUGUGGAAAACCAUCAUGAAGGAAGUUCGGGAAGGCUGUGCUGCCGUGUUGACCUCCCACAGCAUGGAGGAGUGCGAAGCAUUGUGCACAAGGCUGGGGAUUAUGGUCAAUGGCAGUUUCAAGUGUCUCGGUUCUCCUCAGCACAUUAAAAACAGGUUUGGACAUGGUUAUACAGUCAAGAUUUGGCUUAGCGAAGAACUAUGUCAACAGAAAACCAUCUCUGACUGUCUGAUGCUACACUUCCCGGGAAUCCAAUUUAAGGGACAGCACCUUAAUUUAUUGGAGUAUCAUGUGCCCCAGAGAUUGGGCCGCUUAGCAGAGUUGUUCACAGUUCUGGAGAACAAGAAAGUUUUGCUGAAUAUCAAGCACUACUCCAUUAGCCAAACUACUUUAGAACAGGUAUUUAUUAAAUUUGCUACUCAGGAGCAGGAAAAUCAGCAACGAACUCCUGAUUCUUCCACCAAUCUGUAUCAUCUUCACCAUCUACCGAUUUAA